Messenger RNA from Podarcis muralis (Common wall lizard), 2134 nucleotides. It is a transcript of the gene SNX30, whose product is annotated as sorting nexin family member 30. Gene Ontology annotation, biological process: piecemeal microautophagy of the nucleus; protein transport; reticulophagy. NCBI's taxonomy places the organism in Eukaryota, Metazoa, Chordata, Lepidosauria, Squamata, Lacertidae. Gene Ontology annotation, cellular component: phagophore assembly site; cytoplasm; early endosome. The record is from RefSeq and is a predicted model, not a curated record. Gene Ontology annotation, molecular function: phosphatidylinositol binding; protein binding.
GCAGGUCCCUCCUCCGCCUAUGGCUGCUCUCCUUCUCUCGGCGCGGGGAGGGCGGAGCCUCGGCGCUUAGCCUCUCCGGGGGAAAUUGCUCCGUGGAGCCGCUGCCGCUGCUGCUGCUGCAACGUCGAGUCUUUCCGAGGCGCGCGCGCGGGUGUUUCCUGCGCGGGGCGGGCCGGGGGCGGCUCCGGGCGCGCAAAAGGCGCGGGGCGGAGAAGGCGCGCGGGGCUCUGCCCGUCACGGCCGCUUCCCUCCGCCCCUUUCCCGGCCAGCCCAGGAGCGGAGCGUCCGCGCGGCCUCCGGACGGUCGCUGGCUCGGCGAGGCUUCUUCCCCUCCUCUCGGGCCGGGCUCCGUGGCCCUCGCUGCUCCGCCUCCGCCAUGUCCGCAGCCGCGGGCGGCGGCGGCGGCGGGGCGGGCACUCCCAAGGCGCUGCCUUCGUCGGGACCCAAGUCUCUGCGGGAGAUGCCGCACCCGCUGGCCGCCUCCAGCAGCGAGGAGGCGGGCGCCGAGCUGACGCCCAGCCCGGACUUGCAGCUGCCGCGCAGCAUCGCCGACAAGGACCUCAGUCUGCCCAAUGGUACUCCUGUAGACACUUCAAGCCCAGCCUCUUCUUCCUCACUUCUGAACAGACUGCAGCUGGAUGAUGACUUGGAUGGGGAGAUGAGAGACCUCUUUGUCACUGUCGAUGAUCCUAAGAAACAUGUCUGUACGAUGGAGACUUAUAUCACGUACAGGGUCACAACCAAGACCACACGUGCAGAGUUUGACUUGCCAGAGUAUUCCAUGCGCCGAAGAUACCAGGAUUUUGACUGGCUCAGGAAUAAACUAGAGGAAUCUCAACCCACUCAUCUCAUUCCCCCUCUCCCAGAGAAAUUUGUGGUCAAAGGAGUUGUUGAUCGCUUUUCAGAAGAAUUUGUUGAGACGAGGAGGAAGGCCUUGGAUAAAUUUUUGAAAAGGAUUGCUGAUCAUCCUGUCCUUUCUUUUAACGAACACUUUCAUGUGUUUCUUACUGCCAAAGAUCUUCAUGCUUAUAAAAAGCAGGGAAUGGCCUUGCUUUCUAAGAUGGGAGAAUCGGUAAAAUAUGUCACAGGAAGCUAUAAACUCAGAAGUCGACCGGUGGAGUUUGCUGCCAUUGGUGACUACCUAGAUACUUUUUCUCUGAAGCUUGGAACCAUUGACAGGAUAGCACAGCGAAUUAUCAAGGAGGAAGUAGAAUACCUUGUGGAGCUCCGAGAGUAUGGUCCUGUUUACUCAACCUGGAGUGGGUUAGAGAAAGAGCUGUCGGAGCCUCUUGAAGGAGUAUCUGCCUGCAUUGGGAAUUGCUGUACGGCACUCGAGGAACUGAGCGAAGACAUGACUGAAGACUUUCUUCCUGUCCUAAGAGAGUAUAUGCUGUACUCGGAGUCCAUGAAGAAUGUGUUGAAGAAAAGAGAUCAAGUUCAAGCAGAAUAUGAAGCCAAACUGGAAGCUGUGGUCUUAAAAAGAGAAGACCGCCCCAAGGUGCCCACUGAGGUCGAAAAGUGUCAGGACCGCGUGGAAUGCUUCAACGCAGACCUGAAGGCAGAUAUGGACCGGUGGCAGAACAACAAGCGCCAAGACUUUCGGCAGCUGUUGAUGGGAAUGGCAGACAAAAACAUCCAAUAUUACGAGAAGUGCCUUACGGCGUGGGAAUCUAUUAUACCACUUUUGCAAGACAAGCCUGAGACCAAAUAAGAAACCGCAUCUUUCCCCACCCUUUUCCUCCCUGCACCAUGGACUUCUGACCAAGUGACGGUACCACUAAACAUACUGGAGAUACACUAUGCACGACUUGGUGUCAGAUUUGGGUUUUCCCACCCCACCCCUUGGAGGAACAACUACCUGUGCUGAACCUCGGGACUGAUCCAACUUGAAAAAAGUUUGAAACUGUACAUUUUUUGUGCCACCUUUUUAUUAAACCAUCCGAGUUGGCCUUGAAUGCUCCUAUUCACGAUCCUUGGCUGACGGCAAAGAAACUACAGGGACUUUUCUCCUUUUGGACCGCUUUAUAUUGAAUGAAGUUGAUACGAGGAACACUACAAUAAUAAUAAUGAUGAUGGUGAUGAUAAUUACAAUGAUAAUAAUAAAGGACUCUUUAAAAUGCAAGGUGCCAACACA